This is a messenger RNA of Mastomys coucha (southern multimammate mouse), 2198 nucleotides long. It is a transcript of the gene Amt, whose product is annotated as aminomethyltransferase. The coding region runs from base 317 to 1543 and encodes 408 amino acids. The transcript has 9 exons. The record is from RefSeq and is a predicted model, not a curated record. NCBI's taxonomy places the organism in Eukaryota, Metazoa, Chordata, Mammalia, Rodentia, Muridae. Gene Ontology annotation, molecular function: aminomethyltransferase activity; protein binding. Gene Ontology annotation, cellular component: mitochondrion. Gene Ontology annotation, biological process: glycine catabolic process.
ACCUGAAUGUGUAAUUCAGGCUUUUCAGCCAUUUGGAGAACUUUGACCUUCUGGAGGCUGGGAGUUCUAGCCCCCAAUUCUGGUUCUAGGCAGCCUAUUCUGCUCUGAACUUGUUCUGAUUAGUUGGAGGAAGAGCCUGAGGCCUUUGGGAGUCAGCCUCAGUUUUAAAUCCCAGCCUGCCCUAUGGGCUUCCCGCCCCCUUCCCCUCCCCCUCGGACUAGAAAGACCUGUCCAGGCUGGGGUUUGGACUACAUCUCCCAGCGUGCCUGGCAGAGUAGUGGCCUCAGUGUGCCGGCCGCACCAGUUGCGGGUGACAAUGCGGCGGACGGUCAGUGUGUUAGCCCCUCUGGGUUUUCGCCUGCAGACACAACCCUUGGUCCAGAGUCGCCCACUCAGUUCUGUACAGUCUGGCUGUCCACAGGAUGUGCUACGAAGGACUCCACUCUAUGACUUCCACCUAGCUCAUGGAGGGAAAAUGGUGGCGUUUGCAGGGUGGAGUCUGCCUGUGCAGUACCGAGACAGUCAUGUUGAUUCACACCUGCACACACGACGGCACUGCUCUCUCUUUGAUGUGUCCCACAUGGUACAGACCAAGAUAUUUGGCCGUGACCGAGUGAAGCUGCUGGAGAGUAUAGUAGUUGGAGACGUUGCGGAACUCAGGCCUAACCAGGGAAUGCUCUCUCUGUUUACCAAUGAAGAUGGAGGCAUCUUAGACGACUUGAUUGUGACCAAUACUUCUGAGGGGCACCUGUAUGUGGUAUCCAACGCUGGCUGCCGGGACAAGGACUUGGCUCUCAUGCAGGACAAGGUCAAGGAAUUCCAGAACAGGGGCCUGGAUGUAGGCAUGGAGGUGGUAGAGAGUGCCUUGUUAGCUCUGCAAGGACCCACGGCAGCACAGGUGUUACAGGCUGGGGUGACAGAUGAUAUGAGGAAAUUGCCCUUCAUGACCAGUGCUGUGAUGGAGGUGUUUGGUGUGUCUGGCUGUCGCGUGACCCGCUGUGGCUACACAGGAGAGGAUGGUGUUGAGAUAUCAGUUCCAGCAGAAGGGGCAGUCCACUUGGCAACUGCUCUGCUGAAAAACCCAGAGGUAAAGCUGGCAGGACUAGCAGCCCGAGAUAGCCUGCGCCUGGAGGCAGGCCUCUGCCUGUAUGGGAAUGACAUCGAUGAACAUACCACACCUGUGGAGGGCAGCCUCAGCUGGACACUGGGGAAGCGCCGCCGAAUCACUAUGGACUUCCCAGGAGCCAGAAUCAUUGUUCCCCAGCUGAACGGUGAGGUGCAGCGGAGGCGUGUGGGGUUGAUAUGCGAAGGGGCUCCAGUGAGAGCACACAGUCCUAUUUUGAACACAGAUGGCACUGUGAUUGGUACAGUGACCAGUGGCUGCCCUUCACCCAGCCUGAAGAAGAACGUGGCGAUGGGUUACGUGCCACUCAAGUACAGUCGACCAGGGACACAGCUGCUGGUGGAAGUUCGGCGGAAGCAGCAAAUGACGGUGGUUAGGAAAAUGCCUUUUGUGCCCACGAACUACUAUACUCUCAAGUGAAGAUGGCCCAUAGGAAAGCCCUUCCCUCCACGAGUGUUUCUCUAGAGGGCAUUGCACAGCGCUUAGUCAGAAUAGUGAAGCAGAACUCCCAGGGGUGGAAGCUGAAUGAGGUUUGCUGGGUCUGCUUAGGGUUGGGGAGAGAAUUCUAUCUAGACUCUUUCCCUUACAAGCCAUUCCAAUUUUAGGGCCCAAUUUUUAAAUGACAAAUUACCUUACUUAAUGUCUUAGUUUAGCCACAAUCCCACUAACCUUACUCAGCCUGGUGCUGGCUAUGGAACAAAGGUCAUCCUGCCUUUGUGUGGAGGAUAACACCUGCUCCAUCCACCUCACUAUGGUUUCUCUCUUUUCAAAGGACUAUUACUGUGGGCAGUGUGGGCUCAGGUACCUUCUCCACCUUGCCUUCCAUGAAUGCAUACUGCUGCCCUUCCUUAGAUAGAAAUGACUCCUGACUCAGGGUUGGCUGAGGUUGUUCCUGUGCAAACACAGGGAUGGCUAAGCAAACAUGGGACUCACCCUUCCACAUUCUCUAGUCAACCCAGCCUGCUGUGCAGCAAGACACGGCUGGUUUAAUACUUGGGCUGACCUUGGUCAGCUGUUGUGAAUAAUUAUACUUUACUAGCUCUUGAAAAAUAAAACAAAAUUUCUCUCCUCCUUA